Molecule: messenger RNA, 186 nt
Organism: Aspergillus fischeri NRRL 181
Lineage: Eukaryota; Fungi; Ascomycota; Eurotiomycetes; Eurotiales; Aspergillaceae
Product: RNA-binding protein LSM5
Exons: 5
Coding region: 1-186 (61 amino acids)
Biological process (GO): mRNA splicing, via spliceosome
Cellular component (GO): U6 snRNP; U4/U6 x U5 tri-snRNP complex; Lsm1-7-Pat1 complex
Molecular function (GO): RNA binding
Source: RefSeq, a predicted model, not a curated record
AUGAAGGGUGACAAAGAAUUCUCCGGCACAUUACUUGGAUUCGACGACUACGUCAAUAUGGUUCUGGAAGAUGUGACUGAAUUCGAUUACUCUGGCGCGCAGGUCAAGCUGCCUAAGAUCCUGCUAAACGGGAACAAUAUCUGCAUGUUAAUCCCUGGCGGCGAGGGACCAGUUGGCAGCUCCUGA